Messenger RNA from Vicia faba (fava bean), 3850 nucleotides. Lineage: Eukaryota; Viridiplantae; Streptophyta; Magnoliopsida; Fabales; Fabaceae. The record is from the annotation of a GenBank genome assembly.
CUCUAAUGUUUAUCUCCGUCAGGAUAAUUUGCUUCUAUUGGAAAUAUUCCAUUACAUUUUUAUGGGUCAGGAGCCAGAGUUGAUUGUCCGGGGCCAUUCGAAUGGAUUGAAGGUUGAGGAAGACUCCCAAGCUUCUCUUGAUAGUCUCCAGUCUAUCAUGGAGGAAGAAAAGAAGAAAAGAGUUAUCAAUAGGCUUGGCAAUAUCAGUCGGCAUUCACAAUUCAGUGGAACAUUUGCACGGGUUACCAUGGAUGGUUCUAAAGCCGUGUUUAAGGGGAAUCCUAAUUCUUCCCGUAAUAUGCAUCUUAAAUCAAAAAAUGUCAUUCGAGGUCGAGCCAAAAAAAUUGCGUGGGAUCAUCCAAGGUUGCCUUCAACAAAGGACAAGAUCUUGGAGAUGCUGAAAGGAUUUGUAAAUCAGUUUCUUUCUGGGGGAUACAACGUUUUGAUGCGAUCGGUCCGUGAAGAUAUUGUAAAGGAACAUCCUGCAAUUCAGAAAAGUGACGUUGUUGUUUUCUUUCAAGUGGCCGACUUUAUCUCUUCAUUUCAGUUUCACAAGUAUUCAACUUCAAAGACGGAGGAAGAAAAAGACAUAUCUGGUGAUAAUGAUGCCAACGCUUCAGAUUUCAGUGGUAAAAUAUGUGGCCCAAUUGAGGCAUCGUUGAAUGAGUCAAUGUUUCAACUGGUUAUUUCACGUUGGCGGCAGGCCUAUGAAGGUCUAAAGGAAACCAAUGACUACAAGUUUCUAUCUGCAGCUGGUUCUCUUCUGAAAAACAUGAUUCGCAUGCUGGAUUUAGUACUUAAGUCGUUGCCAGAUGACUCAAAGGAGCCACAAACAGCCCGCAUUCUUCUGUAUAAAUUAUUUUAUGAUCAGACUGAAGAAGGGAUGACUCAAUUCCUCUUAAAUUUGAUCAAAACGUUUGACACACACAAACAAUGCAAAAGUGAUCUUGCAGAUUUGGUUGAAAUCAUUUGCAAAGUCGUGAAGCUAAUGGAUUAUCUUCAGUCUCGAGGAACAUUAAGGGUGUCAAAAAAAGCAAGGAAAUUGAAAAAGAAAACUUCCAAUGGACCAGAAUCAGGGAAUAAACCAACUGGAGAUCAUUCUUGUGUUAAUAAAGAAGCUGGCAUUUCUAUUGACAAUCCUUUAGGUGAAAACCAUUUGCUACAAAAGGAAUCCCUACCAAAUGUAAUCUCCACUGAUCAAGAGGGCAUCCCUGAUGAUAAUGAACAUGGAAGUCUCGAGAAAGAUGUGAACUCUCAAGUUCACUUGGAAUCAAUGGAAAACAAACAUCUUGAUGAUAAUGAAAACAAAAAUGCCAAGGGAGAUGUGAACUCCCAAGUUCCUUUGGAAUCAAUGGAAAACACACAUCUUGAUGAUAAUGAACAUGAAAUUGUCAAGGGAGAUGUGAACUCCCAAGUUCGUUUAGAAUCAAUGGAAAACACACAUCUUGAUGAUAAUGAACAUGAUAAUGUCAAGGGAGAUGUGAACUUCCAAGUUGGUUUGGAAUCUGUGAAAAAGACAAAUCUUGAUGAUAAUGAACACAAAAAUGUUGAGGAAGAUGUGAACUCCCAAGUUGGUUUAGAACCAAUAGAGAACACAAAUCUUGAACAUCUUAAUGAGGAUAUGUUGGAUGACACUGGUGAUUUUUCUGAAGAAGAGCAAUUAAAUACAACUAGUGAAGUUGAUUUCAAUGUUUCAACGCUUGUUUCCGCUUUUGCAAAUCACAGCAUCAUUCAGAAAUUAUGUUGGUUGCUCAAGUUUUAUAAAAGCAAUUCCCUUGCUAUAAAUCAUUACAUAAUAAGCAUGUUGCGGAGAAUUAGUGAUGAGCUUGAACUCCAUCCCAUGCUCUACCAGUUGUCGCUGCUCACAACUUUCUAUGAUAUUCUUGCUGAACAAAAGUCAUGCCCCUGCAAGGAAUAUGCAAGUAUUGUUGAUUUCCUGAACAGUUUGGUCAGAAAGAUGCUAAAGAAAAUGAAAAAGCAGCCCCUCCUAUUUGUUGAAAUUCUUUUCUGGAAGACCCGAAGGGAAUGCCAUUACAUCAAUGUAGAGUAUAUGUUGGAUGAACUUGGCCAUUUGAGAAAAGGAACUAAAAAUUGGAACAAUACUCAAGGAGAUGGAGAAAUUGGUUCCUCCCCUGUGAAGACGCAGACUCGUAGAAGUAUUGCUGAUGCACUUGGUGAUGAUGAAGCGGAUGUUGUGAUAUCUCAUGAAUCAAGAUAUCAAAACAAUGGGGAAAAACUUGAUGAUGUUGAAGGCUUUGCUUCUACAUCAGGCCGUAAGAAUGGCAGAGAUGCUAACAAUGGGGAGCCAUGGUUGGAAGAUGAAUCUCAAACAGCUCCGAGAAGAAAGAAAAAACUUGUUCUAGAUGCUGAAUUGGAGAUGCAAAUUAAGAAUCUCUAUGAGAAAUUCAAAGAUGACCGAAAUUGUAGUCGACUUAUUGCUGAAGAACUAGAUCCAGAUGGUAAAAUUUCUCCAGCUCAAAUAUCCAACAAAUUGAAAAAACUAGGGCUAACAAUUGCUUCGAGGAAAAAGAAGGGUGAUGCUAAUGAGACUUUCUCAACAAGCCCUAAUCAAUUAGAAGGUGGCGGAGUAGCUGAAGCUGUGAAUUUAGAGGGAAGCCUGUUGGUUCAGCAUCGGCAGAAAAGAAAAAGAGUCAGUGCUUUCAGUGAAGAUCAGGAAGCCCGUAUCAAAGUUCUAUAUGAGCAAUUCAAGGACCAUAGAAGAUGUAGCUAUAUGAUAGCCAAUGCACUGGACGUGGAUGGUAAAUUCACACCUGCCCAAGUCUCUCGAAAACUUAAGCAACUUGGCUUAUAUGUUCCGCAAAAGAGGUCUAGAGGAAAUAUCCACCCAAAGGGGGAGGAUCUUAUGGAUUAUUCUAAGGAUGGAAUGGAUGAAUCUGACGAUGAGCCAUUGGUAUCAUUGAUAGAAAGGAAAAAAGUGAAGAAUGGAACAAAAUCAAGCAAACCAUUACAUGAACAGACCAAUGAGGAUAAGCUGUCAAAAGAUGAUUCUGAUGAUGAAAUACUUGGCUCCAUCCUCAAGAAAAAAGGGAAGAAAAGAAAAGAAUCAAGCAAACAGGUACAUGAACAGACCGGUGAGGAUAAAUUGUCAAAAGAUGAUUCUGAUGAUGAAAUACUCGGCUCUAUCCUCAAGAAAAAGAAGAAUAGAUCUGUAUCUGGUGAACAUUCACAUAAAAAUACCAAUGAUGGUGGAUUGUCUAGAUACGAUUCCGAAGAUGAAAUUCUUCAAUCUGCACUGAAGAAAAAGAAGAAUAGUUCUGUAUCUGGUGAACAUUCACAUAAAAACACCAAUGAGGGUGAAUUGUCUAGAUACGAUUCCGAAGAUGAAAUUCUUCAAUCUGUGCUGAAGAAAAAAAAGAAUAGAUCUGUAUCUGGUGAACUAUUACAAGAAAACACCAAUGAGGGUGAAUUGCCUAGAUACAAUUCCGAAGAUGAGAUUCUUCAAUCUGCACUGAAGAAAAAAAAGAAUAGAUUUGUAUCUGGUGAACUAUUACAAGAAAACACCAAUGAGGGUGAAUUGCCUAGAUACAAUUCCGAAGAUGAGAUUCUUCAAUCUGCACUGAAGAAAAAAAAGAAUAGAUCUAUAUCUGGUAAACAUUUACAUGAAAACACCAAUGAUGGUGAAUUGUCUAGAUACGAUUCUGAAGAUGAAAUUCUUCAAUCUGCACUGAAUGAAAAUCAAGUAGGUUUUAAGAAUUCCCAAGUAGAAAAUAAGCAAGUGGAUCCUGACUUGGAAGAUUCAGAGGAUGAUGUGGCUGUUAAUGUACUUCCUGACAAUGCUGUAUCAAGAAGAAAGCUGAGAAUGGUGAUGGAUCUUGAGGACGAUGACUGA